Messenger RNA from Plasmodium inui San Antonio 1, 447 nucleotides. RefSeq lists its product as hypothetical. The coding region runs from base 1 to 447 and encodes 148 amino acids. The record is from RefSeq and is a predicted model, not a curated record. Lineage: Eukaryota; Apicomplexa; Aconoidasida; Haemosporida; Plasmodiidae. The transcript has 2 exons.
AUGCCCAACCCACAGCAGCCGGGUUUUCAAAAUCCAUUGAUUCAGAAAAAUACGAACAAUACAGAACGCACAGCAUCUAGUAGAUCGGACAAAUUGAGACGAGAUUUAGAAAUAUGUAAGGACCCCUCCCCAAGACCGAAGCAGCGGAAACUGUCUGAAUCCAAUAAGAUAAAGGGCACUCCCCGAAGAGAAUUAAAUGAGGAGAUAUGUAUGAAAGGUAAAAUCGAACAAAACAAACGCUUCAAUGACGCAAUGAAGUUAAGAGGAAACCUUAGUCAAGAUGAAUAUCCAGUCAAUCAAGCUAAGAGAACACCAAGAAGACAAGGAGACAGUAUAAAUCAGUCCAGGAACAGAAAAUCUGAACAAUCUGGGAAGUUUCGUCCCACAGAAAGGGCUAAGGGGGAGGUCACUCAAUACACAAAAACAGCACAACAGAAUCUUUUUUGA